Molecule: messenger RNA, 1242 nt
Organism: Lasiodiplodia theobromae
Lineage: Eukaryota; Fungi; Ascomycota; Dothideomycetes; Botryosphaeriales; Botryosphaeriaceae
Exons: 1
Coding region: 1-1242 (413 amino acids)
Biological process (GO): transmembrane transport
Cellular component (GO): membrane
Molecular function (GO): transmembrane transporter activity
Source: RefSeq, a predicted model, not a curated record
AUGGCGUCCACCGAAAUCACCGCGAGCACCACGGAUGCCGCCCGUCCCAGCUCGAGCAAAGACCAGCACUAUGACAACGGCGCGACCACCACCACCACGGCCGACGACAUCAAGCCGGCGCUGGUCGAGACGACGACACCGGUCGCAGGUAGCAAUGGUGCCGAGGAGCACGAAGGCGAGAAGCCGCGCCGGCGACGCUGGCUGAACAUCCAGACGACCUACUUCAAGACGCGGUACUUCUGGUACGCGCUGGUGCUGGGCCAGAUCCUGGCCCUCUGCAUCACCUCGACCAACACCUUCUCGACGCUGCUCUCGAUGAAGGGCACCUCGAUCCCGGCCUUCCAGACCUUCUUCAACUACGUCCUGCUCAACAUCGUCUACACGCCCUACACCGUGUACAAGUACGGCUGGCGCGGCUACUUCUCCAUGGUCCUGAAAGACGGCUGGCGCUACUUCAUCCUCGCCUUCCUCGACGUCGAAGGCAACUACUUCGUCGUGCUGGGCUACCGCUACGCCACCAUCCUGUCUCUGCAGCUCAUCAACUUCUUCGCCAUCGUCGUCGUCGUCGCCCUCUCGCUCAUCUUCCUGGGCGUGCGCUACCACAUCACCCAGUACCUCGGCAUCCUCAUCUGCGUCGGCGGCAUGGGCAUCCUCCUGGCCUCCGACACCAUCACCGGCUCCAACAACACGGGGCCCGCAGCCGAUCAGCUCAAGGGCGACCUCUUCGCCCUCCUCGGCGCCGCCCUCUACGGCGUCUGCAACACCUUCGAGGAGUUCCUCGUCUCCAAGCGGCCCGUCUACGAGGUCCUCGGCCAGCUCGGCUUCUGGGCCAUGUUCGUCAACGGCGUCCAGGCCGCCAUCUUCGACCGCCCCAGCUUCCGCUCCGCCACCUGGGACUCGGCCGUCGGCGGUUACAUGACCGGCUACACCCUCAUCCUCUUCCUCUUCUACAGCCUCGCCCCGCUGCUGUUCCGCCUCGCCAGCGCCGCCUUCUUCAACAUCUCCCUGCUGACCGGUAACUUCUGGGGUGUCAUCAUCGGCAUCCAGGUCUUCCACUACACCGUUCACUGGAUGUAUCCAAUUGCUUUUGUGCUGAUCAUCUUGGGUCUGUUCGUCUACUUCCUUUCUGAGAGCGUCCUUGGAGAAGCUAAGAAGCCCUGGCUGGGCGAGAGUCAAGAAGAAGGUGUUGCUGGCGUCGGCACGGCUAAGAGGAUGCAAGAAAACCCAGACGCCAUUGUCUGA